CUCUGCAACACAGAUAUGUUUUGACAACAGACACUCUUCUACAGCUAACAUGGACAAUAAUUAAAUAAACGUAUCUACAAAGUUUUUUUUUUUAAAAAUGGCAGACCCAGUGGUUGAUCAAAUGACAAGGCUGAGAUUGAAAAUGUUGGAAAAGAGACUGGAGAAUGAGAGAAAUGACAACAUUGAACGAGAAGGUUCAGCGUUUUCCGCAAGAACUUAUGAUGGGCAGGCAGAUGCUUUACACAGUGCUCUGAGACGGAAGAAAAACCUCUUACAGAGAUUAAGGGAACAGCAUAUGAUGGAGGAUCUGGGAAGGCCACACACAUGGGGUGGAUCUCAUAGGCAAUAUCAUUAUCAGCCUCUUUUUGGGCCACUCCAACCUGUGCCUCCUAUUCAUUUUCACCAAAGUCUACCACCUGCACCUCCACCUGCUCAUCUCCCUCCCCCUGUCCCUCAGCCCCCUCGAAUCAUUCAACAAACUGUUCCUCAACAGCCAGCCACAAUUAUCCAGCAGUUACCACAGCAACAGCCUCUCAUAGCACAAAUCCCACCCCCACAAACUUCCCCCUACAGAUCAGGAAGUAUUAAAGAAGACAUGGUUGAGUUGAUGCUCAUGCAGAAUGCUCAGAUGCACCAGAUCAUCAUGCACAACAUGAUGCUGAAAGCUCUUCCACCAAUGGCAAUGUACCCAGGAGGAAACCCCAGUCAAGUCACACCUCUAGCCUCACAUUCAGGGCAGGACCUUCAUUCAGCAGUAAGAGGAGGAGCGGUCCAUCAUCACCAUCACUACGGCUCCCAUGUACCCCCUCUUCCUCCAAUCGGCUACUCUUUUUGGCCCUCUUUGAUGCCAGCAGGACAAGGCGGGAAUCAUCAGCCAACAAUGCAGAAUAUGAUGGGUCCUGUAACUCUGCCACCCUUAAACACAAUGGGAAUUGAUGCUGUGAACUCCAGGACCCCAGUUGGACUCUGAGUUAAACAUAAAACAAAUUGCCAAGGGCAGAUGGAUCUCUCUUCAUCUUCAAAGACAGAUGACACAUUGACAUGAAUGUUUUUUUCCCCCAGUUAUCCUACAUUUAAUUUACAACUGACAAUACAGUUACUUCAUUUUAUUAUUCUUAGGGAUUUUUUUUAUUUUAUGUGGUUGUAUGUUUUG
Labeo rohita (rohu) is the source of this 1153-nucleotide messenger RNA. RefSeq lists its product as uncharacterized. NCBI's taxonomy places the organism in Eukaryota, Metazoa, Chordata, Actinopteri, Cypriniformes, Cyprinidae. The record is from RefSeq and is a predicted model, not a curated record. The transcript has 9 exons. Bases 98 to 970 code for a protein of 290 amino acids.